This is a messenger RNA of Bipolaris oryzae ATCC 44560, 1710 nucleotides long. RefSeq lists its product as uncharacterized. The transcript is spliced from 2 exons. Bases 1 to 1710 code for a protein of 569 amino acids. The record is from RefSeq and is a predicted model, not a curated record. Lineage: Eukaryota; Fungi; Ascomycota; Dothideomycetes; Pleosporales; Pleosporaceae.
AUGUCUGCCACAAAGCCUCUUGAGUCUUUGCCGCCCACGCCAUAUCCUGACCAAAUCGCCACCCUCAAGCGUCAGAUCGCUGAACUUGAGCAUGACAAAGCGAACCUUGAUAAAGCAGUGUCUGAGUCUAAUCAACGCGUCGCCGAAGCUGAGAAAAGCACAGCUGCAGCUCGAGCCGAGACUGCAGCGGCCGUGCAGCGCGCCCAAAAACGCUACACCGAGAAGCUACACGCCAACAACGAGGCUCGAAAUCUCCAAGACGCGAUGAAAGAGCAAGCCUUUAAACACAACGAUUCUUCGAUCAAGACCAGUCGAAGGAUGAGUUGCCUUGAGGCCAAAAUCGCGCAUCUUGAAACUGAAGUAUCGAUUAAAGACACUAAAAUUCAAGAGUUGGAAGAAGAACUUCGUGAAACCCACACUGGUUUUCUAGGUAAUCAACAAGAGAAUGUUGAGAUGGAAACACAACUUGGCCAGAUUGUUCAUGAUCUCAAGAACAAGAUCAUAGGACUGGAAAAGUCUCUUGCCGCAGCAGAGCAGGACAAGGAACAAGCUGUCAAAGACAAAGAUGCAAUAGCAAAGUCACAGGCCAAGUUUGAAGUGGAUCAAGCCUAUUUCAAGAGCCGGGAGAUUGAACUAAUGCGAACUAAUCAGAUAAAGCUCCAGCACGCUCAUUCACAUUGGCAUUCAAAAUUAGAGAUCAUGAUGAAAAAAUUGAAAGAAGCAAGGAGGGAGGCCGAGGAGGCCAAGCAAAAAUUGCAGAUGGCGACUCAUGCGAUGCAGAACACCGCUCAGAAGCCUGGCGUGGCGCAACAACAACAGCGGACGAAACUUCAGACUUCCAACUCCAAUAGGAGAAUAAGGUCUAGUCCGAAUAGAGACAAUGAAACUGCUGCAUGCGCGUUCCAACGCGCACAAAACCAGACUCUCCUCCUUAAUAUUAUUAGUCUGAACCAAAACCUGCUUACAAGACCGAACGAGGAUAUACCGGAGACUGAGGCUCAGCCCAUCCCAAGGCAGCCCAUGAAUAUGGCACAGGAUAUUGGAUACAUGCAGUAUCCAUCGACAAGUUUCAACAGUUCGGCUAGCCCAAACUCACCUAUUCCAACUGAUCAACAGCAAUACUCUUCAGCCUAUGGCCAGCCUUCCGUUCAACAACAUGGCGUUCCGAUGCAACCCAUGCGUUCAAUGGGACAGCAGCAAUCCAUGGGCCCCCUGUCGCCUCAGCAGCAGCAGCCAGGUCUUGUACAUAAUGCGAGAUUGAACAAUGCUGGGUCGCCAGCUCCCACUCACUCAAACCACGGGAUCAACAUGAAUUUGGCUGUCAACACGGGUACCGUACAGCAGCCUCAUCGUGGCAUGAUCCAGCAACCUCCACCUGCCUUCAUUCCUAGCCGUACCCACGAAUCCAGCAGCACCAACGCGUCGUUCUUCCCGAACACGCAAGGUAGCGCUGGUCCAUCUACCUAUGGCAACGACAUCUUUGCCACCGAGUCAAGCAACAUCGACUACUUUAUGAAUAACGACUUGGAGUUCACCAAGUAUCCAAUGGGAUCAACGUUCCAGGAUCCACUGUACAGCAACGAUUUUACGCAAAGAAUGAACGGAAACGCUCAAGGUCAGGGCGAUGGUAAUGCCGCUCCAGCAGAUACGAACGCAACGUGGUCGGGUGGCCAAGGCCCAGCGCCGCAUGGAGGUUACGCACCAAGAUGA